AUGUCUGAGAACAACCUAGGCAGCGUUGUAUUUGCGUUUGGUAAAUAUAAAGGACGCACAUUCGAAGAGGUAAAUCGCAGUGACCCGAGCUAUGGCGCCUGGGCUCUCCAGAUCGAGUCGCCCACCGGGCAGUUGCUGGCGUUCUGCAACUUCCUGCGUUCCAUGGAUUGCGAUGCGAAUCCUAAGGAAUCCAGGGGAUUUGGGGCUUAUGAUGACUCUGGUAGGAACUGGAAGCGGAGUCUUGAUGAGGCCGCUGGUGUUGCUAGCGCUGUCGUGGAUAGCCGUCGGCCAGUGAUGUCGAACGGUCGUGUGCCCGCAUCGCCGGCAGCUAGCACACCUGGAUCGCAGGAUAGUAAUCGUGUGUCUUUGCAUAGUAAGGCACUAGACAACUGUUUGGAAGCCAAGUGGCGGCGGUUGACGCAGAAGGUUGAGGCGGCGGAGGAUGAGGAUGAACCGGAGUGGUAUCAGCGGCGCCGCAAUUCGGCUACUCCAAGGCAGGACACUGCCAGCAUCCUGGAUGACGACUCAAUGACGCUUCAACGUGUUUUAGAAGCAGCAGUAGCGGCGAGAAGACAGCAGUUACCAGUGGCAAGGCGGUCGCCUAAAAACAGUUCCAACGCCUUACCCAAGGUUAAGGGGAAUGCCACACCAAACACAUCCACCAUUUCGUCUGUAUUUAAUGGAGUUGUACGCCAAAAUGAUGGAGCAAACACCCAGGCGCCUAGACGGAACAGCAUACCAGGCCAAAUGACCCUUGAUGACAUGCUGAUUAAAAGUUCACCAAAGGUCAAAAGUGACACAAAUAUUGACAGUGGAAUCGGUGGCAAGGAAGCUACAUCUGCUAAUACGUUUGGUCGUUUGGCAGCGGAUAAUGCAACACCGUCUCCCACGAGCAAUACCACACCACAGUCCAACUCAUCGGCCCAGUGGAACUCGUCUCCAGGGAAGCAAAAGCUGAAGCUGGAGGGCGUAGUUGCGUUGGUCUUGCACUCGGAGGAUGAAUUCACCGUGGCAUACCAGAAGAUGGUGAAGGACAUGGCCGUAUGGUCGCAGAUGCUACCCCCGCCGCUGUUCGACUUUUUGCGUUUCGUGGAUAACAGCCUGCGGGUGGUCAAGGAGGGCAAGACGUCGUACGUACUCAUAAAAGCGGACAAGUACGAUGUGGUCCUGAAGGCUCUGAAGAAGGAAUUGGCAGGUUGCCAGUGCCCAGUGGACCCAAUCCCGGAUUUCAUUCUGCGAACAUUCCCCGAGUUCAACCGCUACAGCCGCACGGCAAAGCUUCCGGAAAAGACUCAGCAGGCGCUUUCCGGUUACUUAUGUGACUAUACGCGCAAGAACAUGGAGCGCGUGUCCGACAUCAUAGGCACGGAGCUUUAUUCCCAGCUGAAGCCCUUCCAGCGUGAAGGGGUGGAAUUCGGUAUACGCAGAAACGGCCGCGUACUGAUAGGUGACGAGAUGGGUCUCGGUAAAACCCUGCAAGCACUGGCCAUAUCGGCCUUCUACUGCACAGAUUGGCCUCUUUUGAUCGUCUGCCCGUCGUCGCUUCGGUUCCAGUGGCGUGACCAAUGCGUGCGAUGGCUGCCUCACCUGAUCAAGGAACAUGAAGUAUGCACAGUCAAAAGCGGAAAGACGGCCAUACCAGACUACACAAAGGUGGUGAUUAUUUCUUACGACCUGUACGCCUUGAAUGAGCACUUUCGCCACGGCUUCCGCGUAGUCAUCUGCGACGAAUCGCACUACAUCAAGAAUAAGCAGGCCAAGCGGACGCGGUGUCUGGCUCCGUUGCUCAAGGAGACCAGAAGGGCGAUACUGUUGUCUGGUACCCCUACGCUGAACUCCCCUUCAGAGCUCUAUGAGCAGAUCUCGUGCAUCAUGCCAUCGUUUUGUUCCAACAGCGUCUUUCUGGAGCGCUAUUGUCAAAAGAAGUUGAACUGGUACACCAAGCGAAUUGUAUACGCUGGGUCACAGCACACUUCUGAGCUGCACUUGUUCCUGGUCAAGACGGUGAUGAUACGACGCCUCAAGGAGCACGUGCUGCACGAGCUACCGCCGAAGCUUCGGUCCAAGGUGCCCAUAGAACUGCCUAAAACAUUCCUGAAGGAUUGCAAGCGUAUUUUGGCGGCAAUGCCCAAACAUGCAGACGAUGACACUGAAAACUUCUCGUCCAUGCAGGAGAUGUUCAAAAUGACCGGCGAGGCGAAGGCUAAGGGGGUAUGCGAGUACGUGGUGCACAUGCUGAGGAGCGAAGUGAAGUUCAUCGUGUUUGCUCACCACAUAUUCCUGAUGGACGCAAUCGAAGAUACGUUGCGUGAGCAGAAGUGCAACUAUAUAAGGAUAGACGGUUCCACGCCUCAUAAUAAAAGGGAGCAAAACGUGCAUAAGUUCCAGAACGACAAGAGUUGUACUCUGGCGUUGCUAUCUAUGACAGCUUGUGGCGUAGGGCUGAACCUGACCGCGUCAUCGACGGUCGUCUUCGCGGAAUUGCACUGGGUCCCAGGUCUGAUGAUCCAGGCCGAGGACCGUGCGCACCGUAUGGGCACCAAGCACCGGGUGAUCAACGUCCACUACCUCAUCGCCGAGAAUUCGGUGGAAGAGAUGAUGUGGCGCGUGAUCAAUCGCAAGUGGGAGGGCGUGACGGCGACGCUCAACGGCGAAACCUCAAACCUGACGCUGCUCAAGGAAGCGGAGAAAAACAGGUUAGCCGAAGAGGCAAACCAGCUCAAAAUCACGGAGAUGCUCAAAUGA
This is a messenger RNA of Babesia ovata, 2745 nucleotides long. RefSeq lists its product as uncharacterized. Lineage: Eukaryota; Apicomplexa; Aconoidasida; Piroplasmida; Babesiidae. Gene Ontology annotation, biological process: DNA repair; replication fork processing. Gene Ontology annotation, cellular component: nuclear replication fork. Bases 1 to 2745 code for a protein of 914 amino acids. The record is from RefSeq and is a predicted model, not a curated record. Gene Ontology annotation, molecular function: ATP-dependent chromatin remodeler activity; ATP binding. The transcript has a single exon.